AAAAUUACUACUACCGUGCGGUUCGCGUGAAUUCAGGCGCUGCGACUAAAUAGCGAAAACCCUUUGAAAAUCAAUAGUAUAAUUUACAAAUUAACUGUGAAUCGAUAGAGUUGCCAUCAAAGUGGAAAACGAGAAUUUUGAUAGAGUGAGAGAAGGUCAAAAAUAGCUCGAGCAGAGGAGACUAGAAGUAGCGCAGCAGCAGGUCAUGCCCGCAGAGGCAAGCGGAGCAAGCGGAAAGAGAAUAGAGAGUCAACGAACCAUGCCCCAGCCGGAAGAGAAGCAUCUCCAGCAGCUGCUGGUGCACCUGGAGAAGGUGCCCCGCCCACAGCUGCAGCAGAAGUUCGUGGCCUACUUCAAAAAAGGCCAGAAGGGCCAGCCGAGCCAGUGCUGUCUGGAGGACUUUGCGGCGUUCUUCCUGUCCGCGUUGCGGCACCACACAAAGAAGUACUACUACUCGCGGAGCUCAGAAACCCCAGUCAAGUCCUUGACGCCCAUCCGGACUCAGAAACCGCUGCCAGAAGAUGUCAUUCAGGAGCCGCUCCAGGAGGAGCAGCUAUUCGACGAGUCGCUCGCUAACAGAAGCGCCUCCAGCGCCGCGUCCACCUCCACUCCGGCCAGGCAGCAAACGCAGAGCCGCCGCUCCACCCCAGCCAGCGCGGGCGGUCAGUUCUGCAGCACACCUCAGAGCGGUGGAGCCAACAGAAGCGCCGCGGGAGGAGGAGCGGCCGGUCACAGCUUUUGUUUGGGCGAUUUCCUAGUCAACACGCCCAACCAGAGCCAGCAGCGCAUGAAGAAGAAGACUACGCCGCAGAGUCAGGGUGGGGUCGCGACAGCUGCAUCCACGGUCACUCCACAGUCCAAGCCGCGCAGAAGAGUGCUGCCCAUGACGAUUAGCAAGAACGUGUCCGCCAACUCGUCCUUUGGGGACACCAGUUCCUUUAGCAACGACAACAACCUGUGGCGGCUCUCGCAGAGCAGCGAAAUAUUCGAUCGGAGUCAGGGAGCAGCACUGGACAUGGAGGCUCGGAAGUCGCUGCUCCUUCACAAGCAGGAAAUCAAGAGCGAGGCGCCUGUGAAUUUGAGCCAGCAGGAGCAGAGGACCCCCGACGAGGAAGUGCUGCCGGUUGAGAGCGUAAGCCUGGAAGAUGUCCGGGACACUGGCCACUUACAGUUACUGUCUGCGAUUUACGGCCUCCUCAUAGAUCUCAACUUGGUGCCCAAUGUCCUCAGCGAACUGAGCUUCGCGAUCCACCUGCUCAACAUCAGGGUCACGACCCAAUCCCCAGAAGAACCAACCGCAACGAAGCCGUUUGAGAGGCUGUCUGACUACAAGAGUUGCAUUUUCUUUGCAGCCCAGCUUCUGGAAAACCAGCAGAAGCUUCUCCUCCAGCUGGACCGCAAGACGAUGGGUGUGCUCCUGCAGAACGAACGCCUAAGCCUGCUGCCCCAGAGCAUGGUGCAACAGCUAGAAGCUUCCUGCCAGCAAAAGCAAGACUGCUCCAGGGAAGAGACUGCACCGUCCUCUGCCCAGCAGAAUGUUUACUUUCACGAGGAGAAGGAUUCGAGGGACAACUUUCCCUCGGAGAAUGAGUUCCGCGCCUUUAAGUCGCAGAGAGAUCUGUUCUAUAAAAGCUUCAAGCUAUGGGAGUCGAGCCACCUGAACAGAGUCUUCAACUUUGCCAGCGAGCUGAACGCCAGGGUGCGGGAGAUCUUCAAGGUCUCGGAUCACCCAGUCAACAUGGCGCACUUUGCUAAGCUGUUCGUCAGCCAGCUGCUGAUUUCCGGCACCGAGUCCACUGAAUCUCCCGAAGAACUGGGCCUAAAACUGGAUCCCCUGAGGCUCAACAGGCUCGCCCAACGCCUGGUGACCUCCAACUCGAGCGUGGAGGGCCAGUUUCCACGCUCGCAGGCUUUUUUCAGGGAUUUUAUUACCAGCUGCCCCUCAAUGGCGUUUCUCGUGCAGCUCAAGAUAGCACUCUACGUGCAGCUGAUGCGCCACAACGAAUCUACCUUCGAACUCCUCCAGCUCUCGGAGGAUGUGGGCGAAGAGCAGUCCGCCCAGCAGGGCCCGUACAUUGUUCGGGUUCAGACCAUGGCCAAUAUGCUGAUUUUGGCCAAGUUUCUCGGUUUUGUGACGGUGCUGCCCUUCAGCGGCACAACACAGCACGCAGGUCCGGCUCCGGCGCUCCUCUGCCCACAGCAGCUGCAGCUGCGCAGCCACUUCCAACCGGAGUUCCAGCUGAGGGACAUCGUCGAGCGCUCGAUGCGGCAGGGGAAGCUGCUCAUUACUCUGCCAUGGCUGGUGCACUACCUUGUGAUGUUGGACUUGGUUAGCCUGCAGUUGCCGGAUUCCCUGGCCACCUUGGAGCUCCUUUUCGGGCUGUACGCCUCGCUCAGAACGGAGAAGAUGCAGCCCGGAGCAGUCUUCAUAGUCAGGAGCUGCAUAGGCUGGUUGUUGGACGCCCAGCCGCAACUGGUCAUUGGCUACUACGCGUAUCGGAAGAGGGAGUCGGGCUCAUCGCAUGUGGCAGCAACUGUAGAGCACUGCCUAAGUGGGCUACGCUCCCAGGAGGGUUCUCUUGCUCCCUCGCUAGAGGAACUGCUGCCUGUGGCCUGUCCCUUUGUGCAGGAGUUCCGAGUGAGCAUUACUCCGUCGAGGCAGGCGCGAAGCGGGCGCUUCCGGUAUAUCACCACGCGGCUGGAGCAGCUGAAGCAGAACAGCAGCUCUAGUUCCAAGGAGGCAAUUGUGGCUCCUGCCGAGCUGACGCCGGCGGACCUACAGCAGCGCCGGUUGGCAGAUGCUUUCCUGCACUCGCAAAACGCUUCCACGCGGAGACUGAUUGAGUUUGUGACGGAGCGCUGCUUUAAGUGCGUGGUUAAGGACGCCCAGCAGGAAAUUCUACUGCCCUCCAAGGCGGCUGCCGAUGGAAGGGUGAACGAGAUCUGCUCGCUGGAAGCCGGGGAGGUGCUCCUGCAACUGCAGCAGAUAUUCCAGCAGGCCAGGGAGCAGGCUUGUCAGAGCUGGAAGGAGAAGGUGCCGCAGUUGCUGAACCAAAGGAUAACUAAGUCUUUGGAGGCGCUGCUCCCGGCCAGCACCAACGAGGCGCUGCGCUCCACCUACGCUCAUCUCGUCCGCUGCCAAGCGCAGGUGCAGCUGCAGCAGUGGCUGCAGGCCAGUGUGAUGCAGUCGACCUUCUAUCAUGGGGAUCUCGAGGAGCUGGCCACUAAGGUGUGCCACUCGAACAAGUUCAAAGCGACUUCCGCUGAAGGCGGAUCCAGCGAGCUCCAGCUCUCUUCGGACGUCGGUUUCAGCUUGUCGGAGUUACUCUUCCAGUUGCAGCAGUGGCGGCAUAGCCUCAGCCUCCGGCCGGAGAGCGUGGGAACCCAAAAGGAGCUAGCCGAGUUACUCCGGCAAUGCCAGGAGGCAGUCCUUCUGAAGCAACUGCCAACCGUUUUCUAUCACCUGAUUGGCUCUGGGUUGGUCCACCUUCUGCAGCUUCUCAUAACCAAGAAGCCAGAGCUCCUUACUUUGGACGUAACCUCCACCUGUUGUGUGGCAUGGCUCUCGCCGCAGCUACUGCCCGGCGAGGGCUGCCCCAGCAUCUUCGAGGGACUCUUGAACGUCACCUUCAUAGGGGAACUGGAGAAGAAUCCCUACGGCUUCCUUCUGCUGGAGGAGCUGCUCCGAGCUAUGCUCAAAACAGGAGUCAUUCGUGCUGACCAACUCAACGACCUGUUUAUGCCGCUGUUCCGGGAGAACUGGACCCCGACUGUGUGGGCGCCCCUGUCUAAUCUCCUCCAGCAACUUUCGGUCACCGAGGGCGUGGGCGUGGCGCAGACUGCAUCGUCUGUAGAGAGCCCCGAAGACGAGGCUAAGUCGCACCUCUUCAUGGAGAUGUUGGCCGACCUUUCGCGCGAUCUGGAUAGCUUUUAAUAAAAAAUCAUUCUUAUGUAACGUACCGUUUGUGUGUCGAAUAAAGCGUUCCUUUUUGUA
Drosophila ananassae is the source of this 3994-nucleotide messenger RNA. RefSeq names its product protein disks lost (gene dlt). The record is from RefSeq and is a predicted model, not a curated record. The transcript is spliced from 2 exons. Gene Ontology annotation, cellular component: nucleus. Bases 206 to 3934 code for a protein of 1242 amino acids. Gene Ontology annotation, biological process: chromatin organization. Lineage: Eukaryota; Metazoa; Arthropoda; Insecta; Diptera; Drosophilidae.